AUGGAACCAGAACGCACUCUCUCUCCAGAACCAUCGACGUCAAAAACAAAACCAAUCAAAUCGGAGGAAGUAAAAAUCAUCGAAUGGGAAGAUUACGAGCACGAAGGCGCAAGAUUAUGGAGCCUCUCUUCUGCUCUUAACGAAUCUAAACAGAAGAAGCAAAUUUUAGAACAGAAACUCCACUCUCUCAUUCAAGUGGAAGAGGAGGCAUUAAAUAGAGUAAAUGAAUUGGAGGAGAUGAAGGAAAGAGUGUGGGCUCGGAAAUCGGUGAUAGAAAAAAUGAGAGUGCAAUCUAAGGUCGUGGAAGAGAAUGCAAAAAAAGAAGAGGAGAGACUUAGUUCAGAAGUUCGAUCGUUAUUGGUUGCGGGUACUGCGCUUUCUGCAGCUAAAAUGAAACCUUUUCUUAGAAAUGAAACAUGUGAUUGGUCCCUGAUUAAUGCUAUAAGGUUUGCCAUGUAUGGCACUUGCACACUGGCUUCAGUCCAGGCAUUUGUACUUAGUCUUAGCAAAUCUGAUGCGCCCAAAAUGCAAUUUAGAGGAUACGGUUUGGUCAUACAAGAUGAAUCAAGAAGGUCACUUGCCGGAGAAAGGGGUUAUCUUUGCUUCGCAAAGUUGCAGAAGAAGCUAAGACUGAGGCAACAGUAUAUGGUAGCACAAGUUUCGUUGCUUUAUCCCAUCAAGAUAUCAGCUGGACCUUCAGAGGAGCAAGAACUUGAAUCUUUUCCAAGUAGUAGUAGAUCAGGGAAUUAUGCUGGAUCUAAACCUGUUAAUCAAGCAUCCUUGACAAUUUUGGGUCUGCAUUUGUCAAUGCUUCCUUUUACAAAGAUGAGUCUUUUCACUGACAAGAAGGAGGUUCAGAGGUCUGCUAGUGCCCUCGGAUACGUUGCUCAUGCUGUUUCACUUAUUGCCUCCUACUUAAAAGUGCCUUUGCGUUACCCAUUACGUUUGGGUGGUUCCCAUUCCUAUAUUAUUGACUCUGCACCUUCAAUAGACCCUACAUCAUCUGAUCUGUUGUCAAGUACAUCGCCUAAUGCAAAUAUGAAGCCUGUUGAGUUUCCCCUCUUUUUAGAAGGUCAAGAUACAACACGAGCAGCUUAUGCUGUAUUCCUGUUAAACAAGGAUUUGGAGCAGCUUUUGAAUUACGUUGGUGUUAGAAGUUUAGGACCGCGGCAUGUAUUGGCUAAUUUAAAGGAGCUUACAAGGACAAUUCAGUCUGCAGAAUUUUUAGACACAUGA
Dovyalis caffra is the source of this 1236-nucleotide messenger RNA. The record is from the annotation of a GenBank genome assembly. Lineage: Eukaryota; Viridiplantae; Streptophyta; Magnoliopsida; Malpighiales; Salicaceae.